UUACCAGCAGAGCAGGCUUGUUUAUAGAGAGAGAAACGGAGAGAGAGGUUUUGGUUCUAUUCAACCACUCUUAAUUUGAAGUCAAAAUCCAAACUUCAAACCUUUGUUUCCUGAGAGUUUCUGAGAUCUGCCAUUCGACAACGCGAGGGAAUGACCAUGGAUGUUCUUCAGCUGCAGAGGCAGCUGCGCGAGCUUCAAGCUUCAAUGCAUCAGGAGGGAUUUAUCGACGAUCAGUUCACACAGCUUCAAAGGCUGCAAGAUGACAGCAGUCCUGAUUUUGUGAAAGAGGUCGUGACGAUGUACUUUGAUGAUUCUGAAAAACUCAUCGACAACAUGAAAAAGAUUCUAACUCAAGCACCUGUUGAUUUCAAACAAGUAGAUGCACAUGUUCAUCAAUUCAAGGGAAGCAGUGCCAGCAUUGGAGCUGCGAGAAUUAAAAACAUCUGCAUGAAGUUCAGAAAUUGCUGCGAGAAUCAGGACCACGAGGGGUGA
Neltuma alba is the source of this 492-nucleotide messenger RNA. RefSeq names its product histidine-containing phosphotransfer protein 2. The record is from RefSeq and is a predicted model, not a curated record. Bases 151 to 492 code for a protein of 113 amino acids. Gene Ontology annotation, biological process: cytokinin-activated signaling pathway; phosphorelay signal transduction system; phosphorylation. The transcript is spliced from 4 exons. Gene Ontology annotation, cellular component: cytoplasm; nucleus. NCBI's taxonomy places the organism in Eukaryota, Viridiplantae, Streptophyta, Magnoliopsida, Fabales, Fabaceae. Gene Ontology annotation, molecular function: histidine phosphotransfer kinase activity; protein histidine kinase binding.